Trichoderma asperellum CBS 433.97 is the source of this 243-nucleotide messenger RNA. Lineage: Eukaryota; Fungi; Ascomycota; Sordariomycetes; Hypocreales; Hypocreaceae. The record is from RefSeq and is a predicted model, not a curated record.
AUGGAGCACACAAUGCGACCUGUCAUGGCCACUACUGCGUGCUCCUACCGCCAGACGCAUCUGGUCCUGCACAAAACCUGUUCACCGAGUCUGCUAUCUCGCUCACAAGCCACAGCUCGUCGCCACGGCCAUCGCUGGCUGGAACUAGGCAUCAGCUUGUCAUGCAACUCGCACACACACCACCUCUUCGCGAUAGUGGCAGCAGCGGCAAGAAUGGCAGCCUCUGCUCCAAUGUCAAGAUAA